GGACUUUUAUCUUGUCUUGAGAUGUGUGACGUCAUAAGCCCGCGCGCCACGCUCCUACUUCUGUUGUGAUUCGGUUGAAGAAAGAAAAACUCAUCUGAGGUCCAGGCUGUGAUAAACCGUUAUAAAGAUGGUGUUUAUUAAAGUAGAGAGUGAAGACAUGAAGAUUGAAGAAACAUUCACAGUCAAACAUGAAGAUCCUGAGGAACAAACAGACCCGAUGACAGUGAAAGAAGAGAAUGAAGUACUGAAUGAAAUCAAAGAGGAAGAUCAACACUCAAAUCACCAUGAUUUCAAACCUGAGGAAAAAUCUUUUAGCUGUUCACAGACUGAAACAACCUCCAUGGAGGAAGUGGCUCAAAAGACAGUAAACUUAAGAUAUUUCUCCUGCCAAUAUUGUGGAAAGCGUUUCAAUCAUAAAGGAAGCAUUAACAGGCACAUGAGAAUACACACUGAGGAGAAGUCUUACACAUGCCCCGAGUGUGGAAAGAGCUUUCAUCAACACGGAAACCUUAAACUACACAUGUUCAUUCAUACAGAAGAAAGGCCUUUUGCCUGCCAGCACUGUGGAAAAAGAUUCAAACGAAUAGUACACCUUGAGGACCACAUGCGAGCACACACUGGAAUAAACACUUUCACUUGCCAUCAGUGUGGAAAGGGUUUUAGCCGAAAACGCACCCUUGAUUACCACACGAGAAUGCACAAUGAGAAUCCCUACACAUGCCCUCACUGUAGAAAGAGUUUUGUCCAUAAAGCAAAGUUUGAAUACCACCUGAGGAAUCACACUCGAGAGAAACCCUACAUAUGCCCUCACUGUGGCAAUGGUUUCAUUCAGAAAGGACACGUUAUAGACCACAUCAGAAUCCACACUGGAGAGAAGCCUUUCAUCUGCCACCAGUGUGGAAACAGUUUCCGCCAGAAAGGGUGCCUUAACCGGCACAUGAAAACACACAGUGGAGAGAAAUCAGUUGAAUUCACUGUGGAAUGAGUUUUAGAAGUGAAGCAGCCUUUCACAUAUGAGAGAACUGCUCUAUAUUAUCAGUGUGAAGACGUUUCACUGAAGGUAACACAUGAGGAAUCAUGAAAUAACUCCCACUGGAGAGAAGUGUGGAGAGAAAGCACACCUUGAGGUUUAUAAAGAGCCCAGGAAGUCACCUGUAGAAGGAAAAACUAUCUCUGUUGACUGGUUUUGCAGUUCAUCCCUUCAGUUUAUAAACCAUUCUUGCUCAUUCUUAAACGCUUCCCUCAGUUUAGCAAGUCAUGCAAAUGGAUCAAUAAACCUUACCCAUGACUUUCCAGUCAAUGCUUACAGAUACCUUCAGUUUUUGAAUCCAAACCCACAGAUUUAUAAUCCUUGCACAUGCCUUCGCUAUCCAAAACUUUAAACUUUAUUUUUCAUAGUACUGUAUAUGAGACCAUGAUCUACACACACAAAAUAGACUUCUUUUUAGCUUUUAUUUUACAUUAAUCACCAAUAGGACAAACCAACACCGCCUGUGUUUUAUCCUAUAGCCUAAUGUAAAAUAAAUGCGAAUAAGAAGAAUAGAAAAUUUCCUGAAGAAAAAUAGUUUUGAGAGAGGCAAAUACAAAGAAGCAAUACAAAAUAAAUAAUGUACAGAUUAUAUUGUCAUUUUUUUGCUCUCUACCUGAAUGCAAUGUUAUAAUAGGCCUAGUUAUUUAAUAAUAACAUUAACAGUGAUGCAUGUACUGUCAAGCCCAAAAAUAAGAGCACCCUUGGUAAAUCUGAUCAAAGAAGGCUGUGAAAAUGUAUCUGCAUUAUUAAUCCUUUUGAACUUUUAUCUAAAAAAAAAUCACAAAAAUCUAAACUGUCGUUGGAUAAUAAGAACACAUUGGCCACAUUUAAUAGCCCCCUUAUAUUCAAUACUUUUUGAAACCUCCAUGUGCCAGUUUAACAGCCCUAAAUGUUCUCCUAUAAUGCCUGAUGAGGUUAGAGAACACCUGACGAGAUCAGAGACCAUUCCUUCAUCCAGAAUCACUCCAGACCCUUCAGAUUCCCAGCUUCUCCUCUUCAGUUCACUCCUCUCAUGAUCCAUAGGGUUCAGGUCAGGACUGGAUGGCUAUAGCAAAAGCUUGGUUUUGUACAGCAGUGUAUUUCAUUGUACACAUGGGGUACUUUUUAUCUCUGUAUUCACCAAACCCAUCUUGAGUGUUUACUGCCUAAAAGCUCUUUUUUUUUUCAUCUGACCAUGGAAGCCAGUCCCAUUUGAAGUUCCAGUCGUGUCUGAUAACUGAAUAUGCUUUAGUUUGUUUCUGGAUGAGCUAGGAAAAUUUAUUUUGAAACCCUCCCAAACAACAUGUGUUAAUGUAGGUUCUAUUUGACAAUUUUCUUUUAUGGUUUUCUGAACCCGAGACUCAACUAUUUUCUGCAGUUCUCCAGCUGUGAUCCUUGGAGAGUCUUUAGCUCAAACUUUCCUUCUCACCGCACAUUAGGACGAUAUAGACACACGUCCUCUUCCAGGCAGAUUCAUAACAUUUUCUGUUGAUUGGAAACUCUUAAUUAUUGUCCUGAUGGUUGGAAUGGGAAUUGUCACUGCUCUAGCUCUUUUCUUAAAGCCACUUCACCAAUUUGUGAAGCUCAGUUAUCUUUUGCUGCACAUCAGAAAUAUAUUAUUUGGUUUUUCUCAGUGUGAUGGAUGAUUAAGGGAAUUUGGGCUUUGUCCCCCUAUUUAUAGUUUCGCAAUGUCUGGAUUAUUUCAUGUUCUUAAUCAUGCUGGAGUGCUCAAUUGUAAAUAUGAAUGGGUAUAUACUUCAGAGAUAUUUUACUCAGAAUAAUUUUUAGGGGUGUCCUUAAUUGUGACCAAUGUGUAUUAGAGAAAAACAUUUCAUAAU
Carassius auratus (goldfish) is the source of this 2847-nucleotide messenger RNA. Its product is annotated as gastrula zinc finger protein XlCGF8.2DB-like. Bases 128 to 985 code for a protein of 285 amino acids. The record is from RefSeq and is a predicted model, not a curated record. Gene Ontology annotation, molecular function: DNA-binding transcription factor activity, RNA polymerase II-specific; RNA polymerase II cis-regulatory region sequence-specific DNA binding. The transcript has 3 exons. Lineage: Eukaryota; Metazoa; Chordata; Actinopteri; Cypriniformes; Cyprinidae. Gene Ontology annotation, biological process: regulation of transcription by RNA polymerase II.